Molecule: messenger RNA, 5279 nt
Organism: Alligator sinensis (Chinese alligator)
Lineage: Eukaryota; Metazoa; Chordata; Crocodylia; Alligatoridae
Gene: CERK
Product: ceramide kinase
Exons: 13
Coding region: 1243-2640 (465 amino acids)
Molecular function (GO): kinase activity
Source: RefSeq, a predicted model, not a curated record
GGCGUGAAGUGGCUGAAUGACUUUUCCCAGCAGGCCCAGCCAUGACUCCUGGCUGGCUCUGCCAUGACCUGGCCCCACUGCCUGGGCACCCCGGCCCAUCUGCCCCACACCCACCACCAGGAGCAGGACCUGUGUGGGCAGGGUAUGGGGCCAGGGUGAUGAGACGGAGCCAUGUGUCAGUGGGGAUCCGUGUCUGGGAACAGGAUGGGCAGGUGGGGCUGGGAAUCAGGAUCACAGGGUGGUGACAUCAUGGGCUCGGGUCAGAGCUGUGAUGUGCUUCCUGCACAUCCUUGCAACAGGUGCCAGUUCCACAGCCAGGGGCAUGCAGGGAGCGGAUUUCAGCUCUGCCCUGGGCUCCAGCCCCAGACUGUCACCACCCAGCAAUCCCAAUCCCUGGCUCUGGCCUGCUCCUAGACACAGCUCCCCAUCUGGCCAGUUAUGUGCUGGGGCCACUUAGGACACUUUGGUGAGUUGUUGAAGGGGAGGGAAGGGUGCUGAUCCAGCCUGCGACAGCUCACUAGAACUCCCUAAGUGGCCCUCUGGCCAAAAUAAUUGCCCACCCCUGCCAUAGAGUUAUUCAGAAUUUAUUUGUACAGGAAGUCAAAUGGAUCUCUGGGAGAGCAGGGCGCUGAACCAAGGCAUCACAAGUCCAAGGCUAAUAUCUUACCCUUGGGCCGUCCAAUUAGAGGGUGAUGGGGAGCUGCAGACCCGCAGGCUGCAUGGGCUGCACACAGUGGGGAUGGCCCUCCUGGAUUCCCCAGACUGUGCCCCCAUUGGCCCCUCUCUCACUGUGCCACCUUGCACUCAGGAGUGGGGCAGGAAGCAGAAGCUGGAAGGGGAGGGGAAAGCCCAGAGCUCCUAACUACUAUAGCAGAAGGAGCAAUGGGAGGAGUUGUGGUCAGGAGGGAGCUCUUGGGCCACAUGUUAACUCCUCAUGCAUGCUACAUGCAGCUCAUAGACAGCCAAUAGAACAGCCUUACCCUAAUCCACGGGUAUCCUGCCCUCUGAUCUGUUGUGAUCCAUUAUGUUUUACAGCUCUUAAUAUUUCUGUUAAAGUGUACACAUUCUAAUUCUAUUCCAGUUGAAGCAAAAAAACACAAACUCCAGAACAAAAUGUAGUUGAGAAUUUGGUGUAAAUACAUCAGGAAACUACAAGAAAAUGUUGUUCCAGCCUCUGAGAUCGUUGCUGUAGAAGAAACCGAAAUUGAUAAGAAGCAAUGUGAUAGUGGAAAAUGGCAAAAAAUGUCAAAACUGCAUGCUUUCACAGUGCAUUAUAUUAAAAGAGCACGAAACCACCGCUGGCGGUGCAGUGAAAUAACUUUUUGGUGCAUUGAUGAACAGCUGUGUAACCAGUGGAUACAGGCACUUAAAGAAUUACUUGAUUCACAGAAGUCUAGGCCAAAGCAAUUGCUUGUAUAUAUUAAUCCAUAUGGUGGAAAACGGCAAGGGAAGAGGAUCUAUGAACAAAAAGUGGCUCCACUCUUUAAUCUAGCUUCUAUCUCAGCUGAUGUUGUUAUAACUGAACAUGCUAACCAUGCUAAGGAUAACUUAUUUGAAGUUAAUAUAUAUAAAUAUGAUGGUAUUGUUUGUGUUGGUGGGGACGGCAUGUUCAGUGAAGUGAUGCAUGGUCUAAUUGGAAGAAUACAGAAGGAUUCUGGCAUAGAUCAAAAUAAUCCCAAAACGCCGCUAGCCCAAUGCAGUAUAAGGAUUGGCAUAAUCCCUGCUGGUUCCACAGAUUGUAUAUGCUAUGCGACAGUGGGCAUCAUUGAUCCAGAAACAUCAGCAUUACAUAUUAUUGUAGGUGACUGUCAGCCUUUGGAUGUCUCCUCUAUACAUCACAACAACACAUUUCUGAAAUACUCGGUAUCACUGUUGGGUUAUGGUUUUUAUGGAGAUAUAUUAAAAGACAGCGAAAAGAAGCGGUGGAUGGGUCCAAUGAGAUAUGACUUUUCAGGUUUCAAGACGUUUCUCUCUCAUCAAUACUAUGAGGGAACAGUUUCUUUUCAACCAGCAAAAGGUACAGUGGGAUCUCCAAGAGAUAAAGAAAGCUGUAGAACAGGGUGCCACAUUUGCAGACAAACUAAACAACUAGAAGAGCAACAGAAGAACUAUGGAUUUGAACAUAAAGAGGUUGAAGAUGAAUGGAAAGUUAUUAAAGGAAAGUUUUUAGCUAUCAAUGCAGUAAAUAUGAGCUGUGCUUGUCCACGGAGUCCAAAAGGCCUAUCACCAGCAGCUCACUUGGCUGACGGCUCUGCUGACCUCAUUCUAGUUCGCAAAUGCUCCAGAUUUAAUUUUCUGCGGUAUCUUGUCAGACAUACAAACCAGGAUGAUCAGUUUGACUUCCCAUUUGUAGAUGUUUAUCGGGUGAAGAGGUUUCAGUUUACAUCAAAGCACUUGGAAGACAAUGAAAGUGAUAUCAAGGAUGUAGGAAAGAAACGUUUUGGUCAGUUCUGCAGUGAUCAUCCAGCCUGUUGCUGCAAUCUGGCUAACAGCACCUGGAACUGUGAUGGUGAAACGUUGGAUAGUUCAGCUGUUGAAGUCAGGGUUCGUUGUCAGUUAGUAAAACUCUUUGCAAGAGGAAUAGAGAUCUAUAAAGAUGAAGCUGCUUACAACUCGAGUUCAAAUGAACUAUUAUCAUAGAUAUCCUUCCAUGCCGUUAAAAAGUUUGUUAUUAUGAGUAAAUAUGCAUUUCAACCAUUGUUAUAAAUAUUUUAAAAUUGGAAAUUAUUUUUGAUGUUUACAGUAUAAUUUUAGAAAUAUUUUAUUCCACCUACCUACUUUUUAAGGAUUAUAAUUUUCUGUGCAUCAUCAGGUUAUAGUUCGGAGUAGCUUAAUCUGAAUUAUGUGUGGUAGGAAGGAAGAAUUGACUUACAUUUUACAAUGACUGAUGUCCAGUGUAUUUUUAAAAGAGAAUUUAAUGGAUGUGCUACAAUAAUAAGUAGGUGUUAUGAAGUAUUGUACUUAGCAUUGAAAACAUGAUUGGAGUAGAUCAAAAUGAGGCCUCUGUAGUGUCAAUUGGACAAGGCCACUUUGAUAGAAUUAUUCUAUAAAUGCAUGUGAUUAAAUCCUGGAGGGUAAUAACAUAAUGUCAUUCAUUUUACCUUUUUUUUUUUUUGGUAAAAUUUGAUAAAAUGCAUUAUAUUAUUCGGACUAUACCUUGCAACUUAUCAAUGCAAUUCAAAUAUACAUUCCUGGCUUUAAAUAAUAAUUUUAAUAGUUUUAGAAAUAUUUUAGUAAAUACAAAGCACAUCUGUAUAUAGAUCAUAUUUUAUUUUACAUAGGGUAUUUAUAAAAGCUCCCUUGCAUGUUCCUCUGUAACAUUUUAAAUGGGUUUUAUGAACUGUCUGGACAUUACCAAAUAUAUAAACUGCAGCAGAUAAAUCAUGGGAGCAGCUUACAAGGGCAUUUUAUAAUACCAGAAAGCCACAGGCAAGGGAAAGAUUAUAAAUAUAUUAUAAAGCACCAGCAAGUUUUAAAUUUUUAAAAAUAUUCAAAAAGCAUAUACAAAAAUCUUCCCUCUUCAGGAAUGACAAUGGCACAGUCCUUUGGAGAUUCUAUUUACAAGGUGAAAUGUCUUCAAAAUAAGGUGUCAGUAUGUUCAUCUUAAAUAUGUAACUUGAUUGACUCCAAGGUUUUUACAUACUUUUAAAGUUAGGUCUAGAAAUAGGAUAGCAUGAUGUGAAGUCAUAGGAAGAAACUGGCAUUUGAGAAUUCACGAAUUAGUCUCUUAACUGUUUGCUGUUUGUAGCAAAGAAAAUGGACUAUCCUGAACAGAAAUGUGGCAACUAUUUAAAUAUAUAUAUUUAGUUUGUGUAUUGUAACACUCCUGUGCUCUGUGUAGAUUUGGGGCCAGAUUCUGCCCUAUUAUGACAGGUUACACCUCUGUAAUAGAGAUAAGAAUUUAGCACCCUUUAUCUAUGCUGCAUUUUGCUGACUGUAUUCUUUGCUUUAAAAGGUUCCAUGUCUUUUGUUUUGUGUCUGAAUAACUAACAGUACUGUAUUUACAUAUAUUUAUUGAAAUUUAUGUUGUACUGUUUUUCUCCCAUCUGUUUGUUUUGUCUAAACCUUGAUAACUGUUCAUUUUAUUGCUAAAGCACUUGAAAGAACAGUUAUCUUAGAUGGUUGCUUUUUUCGUUGAAGAUAUUUACAUUCAAGUCAAUGUGUAAUUACUAAUGGUGUGCUGUAUCAUCACUACACUCUUCUCCUGCUGUAUAUCAUAACAUUUAUACAAAGUAAUUUCAUUUAAAAAUACAAUACCAUAGAGCUUAGGAUCUAUUUUUCAUUAUGUACUGUCAGAAAAAUACUUGAAGAUUUUUUCUAAAAGUUGUGCUAUUUUAUCCUGUUUUGCAGUGGAAUGAGUUGGAACAUUGAUUGGACCAAGGUUGUUCACACAUAUUUAACUUUAAAAUCUUAUUUACAUUUUAUUUUUCAAACCACAUUUACAAAGCGUAGCACAAUAGUUUGAAGUAAAUACCUCUCUGAAAAUACUGUUAUCCUAUUUACAAAAAUAAGUAUUUUAUAAAGGCAUUAAGUCUGUGUGAAAGCUGUCAGUCCAGUUCAGUGAUAGGCUUGUAGAGGGAAACCAUGCUCAAGUUCUUUUGAACCGUGGGCAGGCAGAGGCUCACCAGCUGGCUCACCAGUACUGUAGAUGUGGCACAUUCAGUUCACCAGCAGAUACACUGCGGCAUCUAGUCGUAGUUGGUUAGGAGCAUUUUCUAGGAACUUACGGAUGAGUAUUAUCUAGCUGUCCCAGGUAGUUUCUUAACUCAGGUAAGAGGUUCAAAUACAGGCAAAGCAAGGAUAGAUAGGUAAAAUCCCUUAAACCUGUCAUGAAUAUUCAUUGCAACUCUUUUAGGAACUCCUACUGCCUGAAUCUGUUUGUGGUGUUUCCAAAAGAACUCCAUUCUAAAGGACCUUAUUACAAGGAAUAAAGAAGUUGCAUACUAUAGAAAGUAAAUAUUUGCGCUAGUGCAACAUAGGAAAGAGUUCAAUAACUGACAAGCUAUGUAGUUGCAGCUGAAUAUUUUUCCUUGUAGCAUAUUACAUUAGCGAAGAACUAUAUAUAAUUAUUUGACAUCUUUUGGUUUAGAAAAAAAUCUGUGUAAGUACUGUCUGCUUGUAUCAUGAUUCAUAGUAGAAUAGGACUCUUUCUCUCACAAAAGACAGUCUCAAUGUAGAAAUUAUGGACGGAAAAACUAAUAGGUUUUAAUCUUGCUGGUUUCAAGAUUAGAAAAAUACAUUGUCUUGUGAUCAUGUGAAGCCCUCUGAAAAAUAAAGGA